UCUCUCUCUCUCUGUUCAGUGAAUAGGAGGGAGAUGCUGGAUUCGGGAGGUCCGCCAUUAUUGGGAAGCUGAAAAAAAAAAUAGACUUAUACACACCGUCACACAUUUAGCCUGUAAAGGGCUUAACACUAGAAAGCGAAAUCCAACCGUCUCGGACGAGCUGUUGUACUCUCAGAAGCGGUGCCGUGGCCAAUGAAGGCAGAGCUUGUGAUCGCGUUGCACACGGACUCUUUUAUUUUUUAUUUUUGACACAACAAAGGAAAUAAUAAUUGGUCAAAACAACGUGGUGGCUGAACCCAAGAAGGAAAAAACACACCGAAACAGCGCUUUUCCAACGCCUCCCCCCCCCCUUCCUCCUCGUUUCCAGCCGGGGUGAAAAGACUGGAGUUUGAACAGCAUUUCAACUAGAAUUUAGUUGUUGUUUUUUUGCUUUCUUUCCCCUCUCCACAGACAUGGAGAGACAUGCAUCUCGUUUCUGAAAACUUCAGUCUGAUGAAAACGAGCACUUGAUGUGGGAAGCAUAUGGACAGAUAGUCGUUUGUUCAAAAACAAAUAAAUAAAUAAAUAAAAAAAUAAAGCGGAAAAUAAUCGAUGGGAGUGCUGGUAGGAAGUGUUUUUGUCUGAUUUUUGAAGUCUUUGCCCGGCUGUGAGUCGCAGAGGAGCAGAGAGCGAAAGAAAGGAGUGGACGGGAGCCGGAGAGAGGGAGGAAUGCUAUGGGCCAAAUCCCAGCUCAUUGAGCUCCUCUUGCAUGGAAACCCUCCUUCCCUGGCAGCCUUCUCCUCUCCCUAGAGCUAGCGGCCAGCAUGGCAGGAUGAACCUCUGCCAGCGAUAAUGAUGGCCAAAAAGCAAGAUGUCCGGGCACCCACCUACAACCUGGUUGUGGUUGGGCUGUCUGGCACAGAGAAGGAGAAAGGCCAAUGUGGUGUGGGCAAGUCUUGCCUGUGUAACCGCUUUGUCCGGCAAAGUGCAGAUGACUUCCACCUAGACCAUACCUCCGUUCUCAGCACCAGUGACUUUGGAGGCCGUGUCGUGAACAAUGACCACUUCCUGUUCUGGGGAGAGGCUGGGCGGACGAUGGAGGAGGGGCCAGAAUGCCGUAUGAAUGUGGUGGAGCAGACAGAGUUCAUUGAUGAUCAGACAUUCCAGCCACACCGAAGCACAGCGCUCCAGCCUUACAUCAAGAGGGCAGCUUCUGCCAAGCUGGCUUCGGCUGAGAAGCUAAUGUACUUUUGCACAGAUCAGCUGGGACUGGAGCAGGACUUUGAGCAAAAACAGAUGCCCGAAGGCAAAAUUAUGGUGGAUGGCUUCCUACUCUGUGUGGAUGUGAGCAGGGGUAUGAACCGGAGCUUUGAGGACCAGAUGAAGUUUGUUACCAAUCUGUACAACCAGCUUGCCAAAACGAAGAAACCUGUGGUACUGGUUCUCACAAAAUGUGAUGAAGGAGUUGAGCGCUAUAUUAAAGAUUCACACACCUUUGCCCUAGCCAAGAAGAACCUACAGGUGGUAGAAACAUCAGCACGCUCUAAUGUCAAUGUUGACUUGGCCUUUCUUACACUGGUUCAGCUAAUAGACAAGAGUAAGGGAAAGCCCAAAAUCAUCCCUUACUUUGAGGCACUGAAACAGCAGAGUCAACAGAUUGCCUUAGCCAAAGACCGCUAUGAGUGGCUGGUCAACCGAAUUGUGAAGAACCACAAUGAGACAUGGCCCAUUGUCAGUCAGCGCAUGCAGUCUGCCCCUGAGUACAAGGACUAUGUUUUCCUUGAAGGGACAGCUAAGGCCAAGAAGCUCUUCCAGCAGCAUGUGCAUAGACUUAAACAAGACCAUAUAGAGAAACGUAGGAAGUCCUAUCUAAGUAGACUACCACAGGCACUGUCUGUAGUGUUACCACAGUUGGAUGAGAUAGACCACCUGAGCUGGUCUGGAGUUCAGAAAGUCCUGGAGACAAAGAGAGAUUUUUCCCAAUGGUUUGUAGUGCUAGAUGAUACCCCUUGGGAGACCACACCACACAUUGAUAACAUGGAGGAUGACCGAAUCCCCCAGGACCUCCUGGAGACCCCCGCAGCUGAAGCUAUCUAUGAGACUCACCUGGAGCACCUAAGGAAUGAGCGCAAACGGGCUGAGAUGAGAUGGGAGUUCAAGGAGAAGCUAAGUGUCUCUCCUUUCAUCACACCCGGGAAACCCUGGGAGGAGGCUCGAAGCUUCAUCAUGAAUGAAGACUUCUACCAGUGGCUGGAUGAGGCUGAAUAUCUGGAUAUCUACAACAAACACCAGAAGGAAAUCAUUGACAGAGCCAAAGAGGACUUUCAGGAACUGCUUCUUGAAUACUCUGAACUCUUUUAUGAGCUGGAAGUGGAUGCAAAGCCAAGUAAAGAGAAAAUGGGAGCGAUUCAGGAUGUGUUGGGUGAUGAGCAAAGGUUCAAAGCUCUGCAGAAGCUGCAGGCAGAAAGGGAUGCUCUGGUAUUGAAACAUAUCCACUUCGUCUACCACCCCACAAAGGACACCUGUCCCAACAGCCCCCACUGUGUUGACAGUAAAAUAGAGCAGAUUCUGGCCUCCAGAUUCCCUACCCGCUACCCCUCAUCAGAUAGUUCAAGACUAGAUUUGGGGAGGGCUGAACGGAUUAAUCUUGUCAUCUUAGGAAAAGAUGGGCUAGCCAGAGAGAUGGCAAAUGAGAUAAGGGCCUCGUGCACCAGUGACGAACGGUACGUGUUGGAUGGCAAGAUGUAUGAGUUAGCCCUUCGUCCCAUAGAGGGCAACGUACGUCUGCCAGUCAAUUCAUUCCACACACCAACCUUUACACCACAUGGUUGCCUGUGCUUGUACAACUCAAAGGAAUCCCUCUCUUAUGUUGUCGAGAGUUUAGAAAAGCUGAGGGAGUCAACUUUAGGCAGAAGGGAAAGGGAAAACAGCUUAGCCCAACUCCCACUGUCCCUCCUUCUGGUUACCAAGCGAGGGGUGGGGUCAAUUGGGGAUAUUGGGGGGGAAACAGCUCAGACUCUUAUCCAACAAGGGCAGCAGGUAGCUGGAAAGCUGCAGUGUGCCUACCUAGACCCUGCCUCUCCAGGAAUGGGCUAUGGUCGCAAUGUCAAUGAGAGGCAAAUCAACCAAAUGUUGAAGGGUCUCUUAGAAUCACGGAGAAGCAUAGGAAGCAGCUCCCCUCCAUUACCCCCUCCACCCUCUGCCUUUAGAGACUCUCAGUCCCAGCCAAUGCUAGAGGCAGAUCUGAGGUUAGUCAUGUGCCUGAUGUGUGGAGACACGUAUGACAUAGACCAGCUCCUUGCUCCCUUCCUGUUGCCCCAGCAUUGUCGUCCUGCUGCCAGUCUCAGCAGUGGCACCUCCGUUUUGCUGGAUCUCAGUAUAGGAGGUCAGAGGCAGAAUAUUGAGCUGUCACUGCUCUCCUUUCAUUCCUCAUUCUCCCUCCGCAAGACCAAGCUGGUCCACGGCUACAUUGUAGUUUACUCUGCUCGCCGCAAGGCCUCUAUGGAGACAUUAUGUGCUUUCUUGUGUGAGGUCCAAGACAUCAUCCCAGUCCAGUUGCUAGCAGUAGGGGAGAGUCAGAUGGAGCUAUCAGACUCAGAGUCAGCUAAAGAGCAAGUCAGCCAGGGAGAGGAACUGGCCCAUGAAAUAGAGGCCAGGUUUAACACAGUGAUAUGUGGACAUGGUGGGGUAGUAGGGGGGCUUCAUAAGAUAGACCUUUUCCAAUCCUUCCUCAAAGAGGCGGUAGAGAAGCGCACUAUUGUUGAGGCCACACACAUGUAUGAUAAUGUGGCUGAGGCAUGUACCAAUGAGAGCAUCAGCCCUCGCUGUGGCUCUCCUAGUCCAGUUAACAUUCUUAUGGACUCAGAGGACGAUAUCGACCCAUCACCACCUUACCCUACCCUGAGGGAGGAUGGCAGCCUAAGUUCCCACCUGGGAAGCUUCAAGCUGCCAGAUCUGGAUUCAAGUGAUACCUUCUCUGUCCUUUCUGAACUCAGCACCUUUGAGAGCAAGCUUAACAACAAGGUUCCACCACAAGUGAAGCCGAAGCCUUUACGUAAGGUUAACCUCGGCCCCUACAUGGACCAGCAGGGAGGCACUAACCGCCGCUCAUUGCCUCAAGCUGUCACCUGGGCUCCAGGUAGCGAUGGUGGCUAUGACCCCUCAGACUACGCAGAGCCCAUGGAUGCUGUGAGCAAACCUCGCCCUACAGAAGAGGAGAAUAUUUACUCUGUCCCUCAUGACAGCACACAGGGCAAGAUCAUCACCAUUCGCAACGCCAACAAAGGUCACUCCAAUGGAAGCGCUGGGGGGAAUGGGUCCGACAGUGAGGCUGAAAGCAGCUCACUGGAGCGCAGGAGAAAGUUGUCUGCCAUUGGGGUAAAGCCAAAACUUUACAGAGACAGAUCCAAACGACUCGGGAAAUUCAGCAGUUUUAGGACGAGCUUCUCUAUAGGCAGUGAUGAUGAGAUGGGGGGUCCACCCAAGGCAAGCCAGGAUGAGAUAGGAGCCCAAAAGGACAACUCCAUUGAGGAGAUUGAGGACCCCAAAAGGAGAAAUAUUCUUAAGAGCCUGCGCAGAACUGCAAAGAAGCCACGACCCAAACCCAGGCACUCCAUCUCGAAACCCAUCGAGAGCAACUACUUUGGGAUGCCACUAGCCACCGUGGUCACUCCUGAGAGGCCAAUUCCAGUCUUCAUUGAGAAGUGCAUCCGUUUCAUUGAAUCAACAGGGUUAAACACAGAGGGCAUCUACAGGGUCAGCGGGAACAAGGCAGAGAUGGAGAGCAUGCAGCGGCAAUUUGAUCAAGACCACAACCUGGACCUAGUAGAGAAAGACUUCACCAUGAAUACAGUAGCUGGAGCCAUGAAGGCCUUCUUCUCUGAGCUACCUGAGCCUCUGGUGCCCUACAGCAUGCAGGGAGAUCUGGUGGAGGCCUUCAAGAUCAACGAUAGGGAGCAGCGCUUCCAGACGAUGAAGGACAUUCUGCGCCGCUUCCCCAAGGAGAAUUACGAGGUCUUCAAAUAUGUCAUCAGCCACUUGAACAAGGUGAGCCAGAACAACAAGUUGAACCUCAUGACCAGUGAGAAUCUGUCCAUCUGUUUCUGGCCCACGCUGAUGAGACCAGACUUCACCACCAUGGACGCCCUGACCGCCACCCGUACCUACCAGACAAUCAUCGAGAGCUUCAUCCACCAGUGCGCCUACUUCUUCUACAAUCAGCCGCUGGCUGACGGCCUCCCCGGCUCCCCCACCUCGACGCUCUCCGGAGGGGGAGGAACCUCGGCCUACUCCUGCAUGGCUGGAGGCUACUCAUCUUCGCCGACUCCGUCCCCGACUCCCUACGUCCUCCCGGCCACCCCUCCUGUCAUUCCUCACUACGGCCCUCCUAUCCACCACCACCACCACCACCAUCACCACCAUCAACAUCAGUCCCCACCCCACUCCCCACUCGCCACUCCCCAGUCGACGAUCCCAGCCCUGCUGCCGCCCUCCCUGCACCCCCAUCACCCUCCUACGGAACAACACACGCUGUGAACCAGGGAUCAAGGGAAAGAGGGGAGAGAGAAAAACCCAGAAGAAGACGAACAUCGAGAUUCAGAGAAUAAGAGAUUUUGAAGUUUGGGAAGGAAUUUAAAAAAGAAAAAUUGAAACGAGAACAGGAUGUAUGAAGAGAAGUUGGGAGGGAUACAGUAGAGUGAGAUGCAGUAUGUACAGGGAGAAACCUACAUGUUUGGGAGAAGAAGGGGUGUUUGAGCCUCUGUUUGCUUUUAGAAACAUGGACACACACAAAGCAGAAAAGGGGAACGCUGAAGAGCCUCUGAACUGACAGUAUGACCUUUUCCCUCCUCGCCACUUUAUCCCUUUGUCUCUCAGUGUCUCUUCAUCUAGACCUGCCCUCCUUGCCUUAUAGAGAACCUACACACAAGCACACUAAUGAGUGAGAUGUAGCCAGUAACUGUUAAAGGGACUCAGAAGUAAUGUUGAAAGGGGAAUGUGAACUCUGUUGUGAAGAUUGCUUCACCCCACACACACACACGCACGCACGCACACGCACACGCACACACACACACACACCCCGCCAGUGGACAGUGUGCCUCCGACAACCAUUCUCCUCAAUCCCUUAGCUCUGACUGUGCGGGAAUUUUAGUGGACGCUGCACGUUUUUGCAAUCCGACCCAGCUACUGUACUACUGGGAGGGGGGGGGGGGCAAAGUGGAGAACAGAGCGAGUCCUGAACACAUGUUUGUUUAUUUCGCCAUUGUACAGAGGUCUUAAGCAAGAAAACGUGUUCAUACUCACCCGACGUGAUGUUCUGUACUCCACCACAACCCCACACCCACGCAGCAGACAAAUUCAGUUUCAGUUAAGGCAGUAUGCCAAACACAGAAAAAAAAAAAAAAAACUCAACCGACCGGAUCUGCUAGGCACAAAAAUGGAGCAAAGGAUUAUGGCAACUUUCACACCCUUUGCAUUCUGGGAAAGCUCCUCCCAGUCUCCUGUUUUCUCUCUCUGUCUCUCUCUCGCUCUCUCUGUUUGAACUUUAACCUCAUGCCCUGUCUUUGUAAACACAUGAAGAAAACAGCUUAAAAAGUGGAUAUAUUAAUUGGUCUUGAUUCUACAUUCACAUUCCCACUGUCCCAACACUUUCUUUUUUUUGUUAUUCUGUCCAAUUAACAAAAUCUUGGGAAACAAAGAAAAAAAACCACGGGGCCUAUCACUCACUGAGUGGUCUUGUGUGUGUAAGUGUCUGUGUGACUGCCUAUCUGUCUGUGUGCGCAUGUAUCCAUGUCUUUUUUGCUUUACCUGAAUUUCCCUGUAUUAGGCAGAAAGUGGGAAUAAUUCCAGUCUUGGACCUUCACCUGUCAUGUUGCUUCUCUCACGCUGUGGUGGUUUUACGAGCAAGUCGGGGCUGCAGUUUCCACAGUAAGGACCUUGUUCAAAAAGCACUUUUCUGAGCACUUUGAAGGCACAUUUUAAAUUGGAGCUACCAUGACAUGACAGCCACCGUUCACUUUAUUGUCAGUUCACCCUGCUCUCUCUCUCUCUGGGAGCACACCACUGACAUCUAGAGGAAGAAAUGGGUAUUGUAGCCAUAACCUCAUUUCCACUACUGCAUGGGCGUAGCACCAUUUUCCUACUGUGGUUAUUGUAGCAUCAGAUUCUCUUCUAGGUGCAAUUGUUAAAAUUUAUUAUCACUGUAUGUCAGGUAUAAUUAACUUUAGAGCUCAUGGAGUGUAAGAGUGUAAAUAAAAGAACAGCAGUUUUAAAUCUGGCACAAAUCAAUUGACAAUAUAUACCGUAGAUUGAGUCUCUGUUGCCAUAUGUGGUUACAUUGCAGUUGAUUAGACAUGCAGUAAAUAAAAUUGCCUCUCUGUCUUUAGUCUUUAGUUUCCACUUCACCAAAGCACUCUGCCCUUUGUAAAGGAGUGCAUGCCACUUUCCAGACGCCAUAUUUGAGUGGAAGGAAAUGAAGAUUUAGGAGAUUGAGGCACAAUGUAGCGUAGUAAGAGCUGGAAGCGAGGCUCAAGCUUUGACAGGUGGGCAGGACAGCUUUUAUUGUUUGGGAAUAAUUAGUAACCACUGCUCCAGGCCUCGGCACUGUCCUCUCAGGACACAGCUUUAUGCCUUUGGAAAAAAAAGACUCAAACAGGCUCUCUGUGGACUCAGUAUAGAAUUUGCAAGAGUGUAACCACUACAGCAGUAUCCCCCCGCUGUCACUGUUAUGCCACCACAUCCCCUAGUCAUUCCUAGUCUAAGAGAGACAGUUGGGUCAGGGAGAGACAGCAGACCAAACAGACAGUCCAUUCAUCCGUCUGCAUGACUGGAACGGAGCAUCACAGAAUUCCUCGGCCCAGCCUGCUGUUACCGUAGAAACCAGCGAGAUGGGGCUCGAGGAGAAUCGCUGAGCCCUGAUUGAAGGAGCUUUUAAAGUGUGUCCGUGCGUGCACACGCAUAUGUGUUUCUGUAAGCUCGAAUAAGUUUGUGUGCAUGUGAAAUUAUGCGUGUUAAUGUUAAGCAGAUGCCCACCAAGGUCUCUUAUUCGGUUUGACACUGAAUGCAUCUCUGCAUGUCUCUCCAGAUUGCCCUCUCUGCCCAAAAGGAAGAAAAAAAACCUUUUAACCAAUCACUGAACUCUCACUGAGUUUUUAUAAGUCUACACUACCUAUUUACCGUGUGUGUGUAUGUGUGUGUGUGAGAUUAGAGAAUAUAGGAAUUAAGAGUGUGUGGGUGUGUGGGUGGGUGGGUGGGUGGGUGGGUUUGAGCUAACAUGCUAGCAUGCUGUGCUUGGCAGAUGGCCAGACACCAGCGUGAUCCAAAUAAACGUGAAGGAGAGGAAUGCAGUUCUCCUUGCGGUCAUUACCCCGCUGUGUAACCCUGUUAGCUCGUCCAGAUUACACACACUGAUCCUCAGAGAAAGUGUGAGAGAGAUGGGGGAGAGGGAGGGAAGACAGACAGCGAACGGGUGAAUGGGAUCAUUAUUUGGAAGAUGGAGGGAGGAAGGAGGGGUGAUCACUGGUACUUGUGUGUGAACACCGGCCAGUGGCGUUCCCUGUGUAUAUCAAUGUGUUAAUACUGAACUGACUGUGAGGCAGCCAAAGACUGUGGAAAAAAAAAAGGGUUGAGGGAGAGAUGGGAAGCAAAGUGACAGUUUAGAAGAACAAUUGAAUUAAAAAUGUGACUUUGGUUCAGCGAUAUGCGGCUGCAUUGUUUUCCUUUUCAUCUUUUUUUUGUUGCAACAAUGGUGACAGAUGUCUGUUAAGUUAAAAUGAGAAACAAGCAAAACUAUAUUCAAAUGGUUGUUUAUUAGUAUGUUAGGUCUAACACUUUGCCCUUUAGUCAGUGGUGAUAGAAAAAAAAAAGAGUUUCUUUUUAUGUUUUAUUUUAAUAAUUAAAAACAAAGCAUUUUUUUUUUUAACAAUUUCUCUGUGAUCAAUUGAGAGACCAGCCCAGUAUAGUGCAUGAUUUCUUCCCAACCAGGGAAGAGGGCUCCACCACUCUCACUAUUUAAGAGAUGAUACAAAAAAUAUUAAGAAAUAAUGGGGGGAAGAAAAAAAAAAAUGAAGUACUGUAAAGUGAAAAGAUUGCAUCAAACAAAAAAAAACUGUCAUUAUUUGCUGAGUAUGGUAAUUUGUCUCAAUGGGAAUGGUGUAUACAGCAAGGCCUUAUGUGAUCUGUAUCAUAGUUAAUAAAUCAAAUCUUGUAAAA
This is a messenger RNA of Etheostoma spectabile (orangethroat darter), 9186 nucleotides long. It is a transcript of the gene arhgap35a, whose product is annotated as Rho GTPase activating protein 35a. Gene Ontology annotation, biological process: regulation of cell size; Rho protein signal transduction; regulation of axonogenesis. The transcript is spliced from 7 exons. The record is from RefSeq and is a predicted model, not a curated record. Gene Ontology annotation, cellular component: cytosol. Lineage: Eukaryota; Metazoa; Chordata; Actinopteri; Perciformes; Percidae. Gene Ontology annotation, molecular function: GTPase activator activity; GTP binding; GTPase activity. Bases 832 to 5514 code for a protein of 1560 amino acids.